AUGGUGCUUGAAGAAGGUGGAGGCCCGAGACAAGUAGAGGCAAACACGCAGGGUGUAGCCAUGACAACCCUGCAAGCAGCAACUGCCAGGCAGUGUCACACUGAAAAGCAGUGGAGAGUAAAAUACUUACCACAUAUUUACCAUGCCAAGAGGGAUGGGCAGGGUAGGGGUAAAAUCAGUGAAAACUGCCCAGCAGCGAGAAACAAACACGUAAUAUGACAUCUAAAUCUGAGCUGUAAACACGUGAGCCCCUGCCGUGGGCCAGCAUUGUUUCGCGUUUAACUUAGCCUAAAUUACAUUUAGCCACAUUUAAAAGAUUUAUAAUUCCUCAUUCCUUUACACAGCAGUCACCUCAGAACUACUGCAACACAACAGCAAUCUACUGCACCAAAUAUUGUGCCUUGUGUGGGUUGAAUUCAUUUUUUGUUAUGUGUGUUGCCAGGAUCAAAUAUUCUAACACAGUCAUCAACUGGAGCACACUUUUUGAAACCUACAUAAGAGGGACACUUUACCCAGGCCACUGUUGGUUGCUUCCCUCCCUUGCUGUUUUCAGUCAUUUUCUGCAACUAAGCUCCCUACAAGUCCCGAAAGUUGGUCCUGAUUCGGCCACUAUGUUUAUGCUAGAGAGAGUUAAUUGAAUUUCAAUUUCUGUUAAGUUUUAAACUAAGCACCCUCUUACCGUAGAACAUUUUGUUGAUUCUUUUCAUGUUGAUGUAGUCUACGGAUAUUGGAUGUAAAGAAAAUCUUUUUCUAAACAAAAUGACUGGAAUCCGUGUUAUUGUUGUUGCAAAACUUCAAUAUAAAUCAGUCCUUAAACAGAUGAUUGGACAAAAUGGUAGAACAAUUGAAAGUGGCUGUAAUGACUGAAAAAGACAACAAAAACCCUUUUUUAAUAGGUGGAACAUUCUUAGUGAUAUGACAUUGUAUGGUGAGAUAAGGCACUUCUGGCAAAAGAUCAGAAAACCCAGCUACACUCUUAUUGGCCCCCCACAAAUUGUAAAUUUAAGGUUUUUUGUCUCCCCUCCCCAAGAGAAAUUUGAUUUCAAAUUUCCCUUUUUGCGUCUAUAUUAAGUACAAUGGAGCCCGUGAAUACUUUUUCAUACUAUUGACACCUGUCUAUAAUAAUUACAUUAUUGUAACUGAUUCCAGAAUAUUGCUGGCCAACUCAAAAUCUCCUUAAAAAGGCCAAACCAUAUAUAUAGCAGUUGCAGUACUGUAUUAAUUGUUCGUCUCAUUUAAUUUAUCAGAAAGCAACAGGGAUCCUCAGCAUAUUUGAUAGAGAUAGGUGGUUCAUCUUACACAGGGAUGUUUGGUUACUUAAUUGACUGCAUUUCAAGAGAUGAUAGAACAGGUACGAGCUAUUUGUAUGGAAUGGAUUAUAUGAGACAUGCAUUUCGUGUGUGAAAAGAAAAUUCCGGUCAAUAAAUUUUUUAACCUGGGUAGCUUUAUUUCCUUUGUCUCUUAACCUUGCAUGUAAUUAUUCAUGAACUGGGCUUAAUAGGAGGCAAAGAAAACUGAGUAAAGUAGGUUUUAAAAAAACUGCAUUUAAUUUUGCCUACAAUACAUGACAUGUAUAAACUAUUCAAAAAAUGAUUUCUGAUAAGGUCCAUUAAGUGAAUUUUCAUCUCAAUAUUGUUUUCAAUUCCUCCCUUUAUUUUUCAAGCAAACAAAACCCAAAGGUAAAAAAACGUACAUGUACAUUGUAGCACGUACUGAUCAGAAUUCUCUUGACAAAAUUUUUUUCCAGGAAACAUCUUAGAUGUGAAACAUGGUUGCCACAGGCAGAAAAUGGUCAGGGAAAAAAAUUCUUCAAAGUCAGGAAAAAGUCAAGUCAGGGAGAAUUUAAGUCAUUGAAAGAAGUCAAGAAAAAGUGAAAUUUUAAGACUCUGUGAGGGGAUCGAGCAUUGAGUUUAUUAUCAGGACUAAUUUGUGCAAUUGGUAAUUCAGUUGGUCAGAGAAAUUUUACAUUUGUCAGGAAAUAGUCAGGGAAAAGUCAGGACCAGUCAGGGAAUUUCAGCAACCUCUGGCUGUGGUAACCAUGUCAAAGUUCCCCUGGUCAACCUUGUUGCCUUGUAUCGCAUUCGGUUAUGAAAUUUAGUAGUGACUUGAGAGGAAUUUAAGAGCAAAUUUUAAGGAUUAAUCACAAUGCAAAUGGAGCUUUGAAGUGAAAAAUAAAAUCACCAUCUCAUAGCAGAAGGAUUUACUGUACACCAGUGUAUUAAGCAAACAUGCUACUUCUCAUCUUUUCUGUAAAAGGUACUUGUAUUUAACAGACACCCAAAUUAUUAAGGUGCUGGUGAGGCCAGUAACAUAGGGAUCUACUUAGUAAGUGCACACUGCUCUUUUAAGGGAGUAUAAAAUUAAUUAAGGGAUGAUCAAUCCAGGUCCAUAUGUAUAUUUUAGAUUAUUUUGUUAAGUAGUCGUAAUAUAUUACAUCUUAGUAGUUUUAACUUUGGAUGUUUUUCAUAUUUUUUCAGAAUGUGUUGGAAGAUUGUGAUGUUAUCGUAGUAAUUACUGUCGGCAGUGGAGGAACGGCAUCAGACAUUGCUAUUGGCAAUAAUUACUUGACUGGCUCAAAACUCAGGUAA
Molecule: messenger RNA, 2588 nt
Organism: Porites lobata
Lineage: Eukaryota; Metazoa; Cnidaria; Anthozoa; Scleractinia; Poritidae
Source: the annotation of a GenBank genome assembly